Balaenoptera ricei (Rice's whale) is the source of this 1659-nucleotide messenger RNA. Its product is annotated as organic anion transporter 7. NCBI's taxonomy places the organism in Eukaryota, Metazoa, Chordata, Mammalia, Artiodactyla, Balaenopteridae. Bases 1 to 1659 code for a protein of 552 amino acids. Gene Ontology annotation, biological process: transmembrane transport. The transcript has 10 exons. The record is from RefSeq and is a predicted model, not a curated record. Gene Ontology annotation, molecular function: transmembrane transporter activity.
AUGGCCUUUCAGGACCUCCUGGAUCAAGUUGGAGGCCUGGGGAGAUUCCAGAUCCUUCAGAUGGUUUUCCUUUGUAUCUCCAGCCUCAUAGUGUACCCUCAUAUUCUAUUGGAGAACUUCACUGCAGCUGUUCCUGGUCAUCGCUGCUGGGUUCACAUCCUUGACAAUGACACUGACUCUGCUAAUGGCACUGGGACCCUCAGCCAAGACACCCUCCUGAGAAUCUCCAUCCCACUGGACUCAAACCUGAGGCCCGAGAAGUGUCGUCGCUUCCUCCUCCCCCAGUGGCAGCUCCUUCACCUGAAUGGGACCUUCCCCGACAUGAGUGAUCUGGACACAGAACCCUGUGUGGAUGGCUGGGUGUAUGACCAAAGCUCCUUCUCCUCCACUGUGGUGACUGAGUGGGACCUGGUAUGUGAAUCUCAGUCACUAAAAUCAAUGGCCAAAUUCUUGUUCAUGGCUGGAAUGCUGGUGGGAAGCAUCAUAUAUGGCCAUUUAUCAGACAGGUUUGGGAGGAGGUUCAUGCUCAGAUGGUGUUUGCUCCAGCUCGCCAUUACUGACACCUGUGCAGCCUUUGCUCCCACCUUCCUCAUUUACUGCUCCCUACGCUUCUUGGCUGGGUUUUCUACCAUGAGCAUCCUGACAAAUAUUUCUGUGCUUAUUGUAGAAUGGACAGUGCCCCGAUUCCAAGUCAUGGCAAUGACCAUGUCAAUCUGUGCUGCUUGCAUGGGACAGAUCGCCCUAGGAGGACUAGCUUUUGCCAUUCGAGACUGGCACACCCUUCAGCUGGUGUUUUCUGUACCAUUAUUUGUCUUCUUUCUUUCCUCAAGGUGGCUGGCAGAGUCUGCUCGGUGGCUGAUUAUCACCAACAAACCCGAGGAGGGCUUAAAGGAACUUAGAAAAGCUGCUCACAGGAAUGGAAGGAAGAAUGCUGGAGACGCCCUAACCAUGGAGGUUGUGAGAUCCACCCUGCAGGAAGAGCUGGAGGCCGCACAGACCAAACCUUCUGUGUUUGACUUGUUCCGCACACCCAGCCUGCGUAAGAGCAUCUGUCUCCUGUCCUUUGUGAGAUUUGCAAACUUCAUGUCCUAUUUUGGCCUGAUUCUCCACCUCCAGUACAUGGGGAGCAAUGUUUUCCUGUUCCAGGUUCUUUUUGGUGCAGUCAACCUCCCAGCCAAUUAUGUUGCAUUUUUGGCACUGAAUCACCUGGGCCGUCAAGUAAGCCAGACGCUCUUCAUGUUUCUCCUUGGAGUCUCCAUUCUGGCCAUCACAUUUGCACCUCAAGAAAUACAGACCUUGCGUGUGGCUUUGUCAACUUUGGGAAUAGCAGUUUCUUCUAUGGCUCUCAUGUGUACUUUUGUCCAUGGAAAUGAACUAGUCCCCACCAUUAUCAGGGUAACAGCCUCAGGAUUCAUGGGAAUUGCUUCCAAUGUUGGGGCAGCCCUGGCUCCCCUCCUGAUGAUCCUAACAGUCUAUUCUCCCCACCUACCCUGGGUCAUCUAUGGAGUUUGCUCCAUCCUCGCUGGCCUUGUUGUUCCACUCCUUCCUGAAACCAGGAAUAAGCCUCUGCCUGACUCCAUCCAGGAUGUGGAAAAGGAGAGAAGAGGCUCAAGAAAAGCAAAGCAGGAAGAUACCUCCAUGAAAGUGACACAGUUUUAA